Lindgomyces ingoldianus is the source of this 1092-nucleotide messenger RNA. RefSeq lists its product as uncharacterized. Lineage: Eukaryota; Fungi; Ascomycota; Dothideomycetes; Pleosporales; Lindgomycetaceae. The transcript is spliced from 11 exons. Bases 1 to 1092 code for a protein of 363 amino acids. The record is from RefSeq and is a predicted model, not a curated record.
AUGCUGGCCUCAGCUCCUUUGUUCAAGCUUCAAUUUGGGGCAGACUGCAAAGCUUUUGCCCAGCCCCCUUUAGUUUACAUGAACGACUCCACACUAGAAGGACACUAUGCAAUUUACAUCAAGCCAUCAAGAACUGUAGGAACUCCAAAUUUGUAUGAUCGCUGUCUGGGUAUCCCAAUGCACCAUCAAACAUUAAUGCCACACCACACAUUCAAAGUUCUAGCCACAACCGAAUUACCGUUACCGGAUUUUUCCGCUCCAUUCUGCAAAAUUCUUCCAUCGACUACCCAGGCCUACGACCAAUUCCUUCUGUCUUGCCUUUGGGAACACAACAUCUACGAUCGAGGCUAUUAUGGCACCAUCCAAAGCAGUCGUUCUUCCCAACUUGCACUGAUUAUUGCAGCAAAUGGCUCCUCCGAAGCAGUCGGCGUACUUGGUGCAGGAAGCUCCUUCGUUUGCCGGCCUCCCACUACAAUCCCCCAGGGUGCAGAUACCGCUACAGCAACGCGCUCCCCCGUAGCACGGCCUUCUAAAGCCAUUGCGGAGGCCGUAGUGGUUGCGGCCAGAAGUGGACAGAGUGAUCUGGAGUAUCCUCGUUAUGGAUGGUAUGUACAGAGAGGUGAGGUUUGGGUGAGCUUGAUUGACAUCUUUUGGGCAUCAGAGCCUAUUUGUCUUUUUGCUCAGGUUCACUGUCACCCCAUAGCCGUCGUACUCUCGCCCGUUCCCGAUGCUCUGGCCUCGGGAUUAGGCUCGAAGAUCGAAAUGAUCCCAUUGCGAGGAGAUGGCGUUGAGAAGGCGCCGGACCUUAGCAUAGACGAUACUGGCCUGACCCAAGUCCAAAUUUUCACUGCGCAAGUACAUGCUUUCCAAUAUCCUCAAAAUUCUUGGCUUCUAUCAAUAGCAGCAUAUUCUGCGAGUGGUUUGCGCCGACCGCCUUCGUUACAGCAUGGCUCACUGCCACCCGGAAAAGACCGAUGGAAUGUUAAUAUGAAGGCAGGAGCACCACGAACUUUCAAUAUCGAUGCUUCACUUAGACUAAGCUCCGCGGCAAGGCAUUCGGCUUUCACUAACCCUCUAGACUUGCCCGGAUGA